AUGGCACCCAAAACUCAGCCCAACCCGCAGAAGGCGGCAUCCAUUCUUGCCUGGUUCCAUAAGACGGCACAGGCUCAUAGCAUCAAGGACCUCGAAAAGACGCUGCCACAAGUCUCCUCCAUCAACGGCAUGCAGGUCAAGGACUACCUCCAAGCACUCUCAGACGACAACAAGAUUCGUGUCGAGAAGAUUGGCAGCGGCAACUGGUACUGGAGCUUUCCAGCCGACGAAAAUAAAGCCAAAGAUGCUGCUCUCAAGAAGGCCCAAGAGGAGUUUGACAAGGCCACCGCUACUGUAGCCGAACUUCAGGCGAAAGUGGAUGAUGCAGGUGCAGCUCGCGCUGAUGACGAGGAGAUGCUCAUGGAGACAGGUGGCGACCGCAAGACACUGAUUACGAAGCAUUCCGACCUCACCAGAGACCUCGAGAAGCUCAGAACUGAGCUAGCCGCGUACAGCGAGCAAGACCCCGUCGAGAUGGAGAAGAAAGCCGCCGAAACUCAGCAGGCUCAUCUUGAUGCUGAGAAGUUUACCGAUCAGAUUUACGCCAUGCAGGGCUGGCUCAAGCAGAUUAUGUAUGGUGGCAGCGGAGGGGAUGACUAUCUGCAGACACUGAGGUCCUUCUAUCAGGAUGAGUUUGAUGAGGAGGAGCUAGGCUUACGUGAAUUGUGA
Molecule: messenger RNA, 669 nt
Organism: Alternaria ventricosa
Lineage: Eukaryota; Fungi; Ascomycota; Dothideomycetes; Pleosporales; Pleosporaceae
Exons: 3
Coding region: 1-669 (222 amino acids)
Biological process (GO): homologous chromosome pairing at meiosis; reciprocal meiotic recombination; meiotic joint molecule formation
Cellular component (GO): condensed nuclear chromosome; DNA recombinase auxiliary factor complex
Molecular function (GO): double-stranded DNA binding; recombinase activator activity
Source: RefSeq, a predicted model, not a curated record